UGAACACUGGUGCAUUGUCGUCAACGUUAUCAGUCGAGACCUUCAAACGUCGAUGAUAAAAUAUUAUCGAAAACAAACUACGAAACCAGUCAAACACACGGACUAUACAUAUAUCUAACCACAGACGACUAUAUAACGAUAAAUUAUGAAUAUUAUGUUAUGAUAAUACGAUGCAUAUCAUUGUAAAUUGUAAUGAUUGUAUUGUUAUUUCAGAGGCGUGUGCGCUUCGCUGGUAAACAAAAUAUUAAAUAAUAUGUUUGUCUUGUCUUUGGGUGAACCAUCAUUUGCAUUUGGUUUGUGUUUCCGUCGGCAUAUUUAUCAGUUGAUGACGGCUCCACCGCCACCGCCGCCGUCGUUCACGUCGCCGAGGCCGCUGAAUCGCGACACGCAUGUUUCUGUUCAACUGCCGUCCCUUGAUGUCAUGUAUGACUGAUGUCACCAAAUCGACGUACCUGUCAUCCAGUAAACAUAAUGGUAUUGUCAAGUCAUCCCAGUAUUUCACUAAAGUAAAGUAUCAAAAUGGAGCUAUUCGUAAUGGUCACCUAAAACCAUGGAAAAAGAACCUUUAUUCCAAUGAAGGUUAUCCAGAUAAUUAUACUGAUAAGUCUUUCCUAGAAGAAUUGAGAAAAAACCUUCAUGUACGAAAACUUACACUUCUAGAAGCAAUCCUGGGAGCUGGUUUAAUUACACAAAGAUUAUGCAUAGUGGUAAUUUUUGCAUUAUCUUUUUAUGCUCUGAAUUGCAAUUUAAUUUCUCCACUAUUAUUGCUAAUGUCUUCUAUAAGUUUUAGUUUUAUCAUGUAUCUCUUGCUUUAUGAAAAUUCCAAGGCAUUUCCAUUAUGGUUGAUGAAGUCAGCGUGUGCAUUUGUGAUAUCUGGUUAUAUUUUAUCACCUGUGUUGAAAACAUUGACUGAAACUAUAAGCACCGACACCAUUUAUGCUACAGCCACGGUAAUGAUGUGUGUACAUCUUGUAUUUUUUGACUAUGGGGUAUCAGCAGUUAUAGUUUCAACAUCACUGUCAUUAAAUGCUGCCUUAUUUGGUUCAAUUUGUUUAUGUUCAAGACUACAAACAGCUUUCCAUGUAUUUGUAUUUAUCACAAUAGCAGUACAAUGUUUUGCUGUAUCACCGAUACUUUUAUCGCCGAUCAAAUCUUCCAUUACCAUCUUAUUGUUGUUUGUAACUGUUACCUUUGUAUUAUGUAUGAGGGUGUCAUCAUUAAUGAGUGGACUAUUUGUACUUACUGUCUUAUUCAUUAAUCUGAUGUGCCCAUACUAUUUUGUUAAAUGGCAUUCAUUCAAAGACAACAUUUAUGGACCAUGGGAUGAAGCUAUUGUGCAAGAUAUUAAAAUAAAAGAUUUCCAUGUAGACUGAAAAGUGAUGAGGGUUCUCUAAUUAAAUACUGUUUAAGAAUGUGUGAUAUCGACAACCAGUAACUGUUAUCUUGGUUUUCCAAAAAGUUACCAUUCUUCUAUUAUGUAUUAAGUUUAAGUAAUAUAUUAUCAAUUGGAACCAAAUUGUGUUGGUUGAUUCCUUAAUGGCACUCUAGUGGUUGUAUUUCAUUAUAAAUUAUGUUAAAAUUAAAAGCAUUGCGUGUUAAAAUUCAUUUUUUUAAGUUUGUUAUUUUAUUAGUAAAAUGUGUUGAUUAUUUUAAUUUGAAUUAUUAUAUAUAUAUAUAAUAUGAGAUAUCAUCUAUGUGUUACACUGUUACGCUAACUGAAUUUUAAUAUUUUUUCACUGUAUCGUUAAGAUUUAUCCCACCAGUAUAUAAUUCUAGUAUUACUAAUAAUGUAUUAUUAAUUAUAUUAUGGUGUUCUUUUUUAAUCUUUUAUUAUCAGAUUUAAUUCAUAGUGAUGCCAACUCUAAAGUAUAGUUUCAUCAGGAGCAUGCCUAGAAAUUGUUUCGUCUGUGAAGGGGGGGGGGGGGUUCAAUAUUUUUAUGAGCAUGUAUUAAAAUGUAUUUAUUUCACUAAGUAAUACUUUUUUUCUAAAUUCGUUAAAAUAUUGAGGGGGAUUGAAUACCCAAAUCCCCUUCCAGGCACGCCCCUGAGUUUCAUGCUAAUGAAUAAUAACUCAAUUACCUAUUGUCAUAUUCAUAAAAUGUGUUAAUUGUCUUGUCAUUUUUUAAUGAAGAAUGAAUCUGUGGGAAAUAACUACAAGUCAUUUAAAAUCUUUGAAUAUUCCUUUAAAUUAAUUUUGUGUAGUAGAAUUACUACUUAAUUCAGAGUAAAUAUUAAAUUACAGUAGGUACAUUAACUUAUUGCAUUGUUCACUGGGGUCAGUACUACGUGUGACAAUGAGACAUAGGAAUGUGGGAAAUAUCUCAGAUAAAUCAUGAGUUCUAUAAAUUUACUAAUACAAAUGUAUAUACAUUUCCAAAAUGUUUACACAAUCCAGAUUAAAAAAUAUCAGUAUUUAUUCAUUUUGAAAUAUCAUAAAUCAAUUUGUUUAACUUCUUUUGGCUAUUAUUCCAUAUUUCCAUCCAUGGUAUGUCCUUAGUACUAACAAGAAACACAAGUUACCAUUAAUAAUGUUCGAAGUUUUAAUUUUAAUAUGCAUAAUAUGUUAUUUUUUAUAAAAAUAUCUACUAUGUAAUGAAAAAAAAUAUAAAAAUUACUUUUGCAUUUUCUAUUAGUAAUGCAAUUAAAACAAUGUAUUAUUCAUUUCAUACACUUUACGAUUAGAGAUGGCAAAACUAGUUGAAUAAUUGCUGUGUACUAAUUUGUUUAAUAACAAGCAAAAAUAUUGUUUGAAUUUAUUUUGUUUGAUUAUUGCACAUUUCAUAUUUUCAUUUGUAUGUAUACCUAAUAUGUUUUUUUUUAUCAUUAUUAUUAUUAUAACUAUAAUUUUUAAGAACAUAUUCUAAGUACAAAUACAUCAAAACAUUUAAAUGAUUUGUAUAAUAUAAUAUUAAUAUAGGUGUGUCUUACUUACGAUAAUUAUGUGAAUGGAGUUUAAAAAAACAAGCAUUAUAUUUUCAAAUAUUUUAUGUAGACAUAAUUGUUUUAAAACAAAUGUAAUGUAAUUAAUUUUUAAGGAUGCUGGAUAUUAAUUCCAAUAAUUGUCAUUGGUGUCUUGGCCAUCUGUGAUGUAGUGUACCUAUAUUAAAGUCAUGUAUUCUUUUUUCAAACGAUCUCUGCACAAUUGUUGCUUUUUCGUCCACUGAAAUGCAGCAAAAACAAUAUGAUUUACAGUAAUACACAUAAUACAUGAUAGAUAUAGAUAUUAUUUAAAUUAUUAUUUUCUCUUUUAACAUGACGUGUUAAAUGAGUUUUUUUGAUUAUUAUAGGUACAGGCCACCCAUACUUUUAAAUUUUGUAUUUCACGUGGUUCGAUAUUGCUCUGUAAACAUUUGUAUGACUUAUUCCAUUGAUUAUAAAUUCGCAUAUGCUAAUACAUAUAAUGUACAUUUUUAAUUUCUUUGAUUUUAUGGAUUCAUUACAGUUUACACAAACACACGGCCCAUGCUUUGUAUGUCUUAUUAAUGUUUUAAUAAAAGUAAAAAAUGAUAUGUUAUUUCCAUACUUGAUACGUUAUUGUUUUGUAAUACCACGAUUCACGUAAUUAUACAAAAUAAUUAAGAUUGUGCAUUGGGUACACAUAUCACAGCUAAUGUGCAUAAUAUAUUAUUUAUCUGAAAGUAGUUUUUUGUUAUUAAUAUGUAUACGUAUAAUAAUUCCUAAUUAUUUGUCAAAUUUGUUUUUUAUUUCGUGUCGUAGGUAGUUUCAGAUGUCUAUUAUCUAUUUGGGUUCUAGCUAAGUAAUAUGAUUUAUAAUGAUAACCUAUAAAGCUAUAAGCUAUAAUAUAUUAUUGUGCAGUGUACACACGAAACGCCAAUCAACAUUAUUCCCGAUCAUAAAAUAAUAAUUAAUAGGUAAUAUAUACCUAUUGUAUAUCGUGGUACGUGGUACGUAUACUGUUUAGGUUGGGUAUAAAAAAUGUAUAAUCUGUUAUAUACCUAGUCAUUAUAUUUGUAUAAAGCUUUGUAUUAUCAUAUUUUAUCUAUAAUGAUCGUCACGUGAUAUUUGGUAAGACACAUACUUGUACAGUUGUACUUAUAUUACGAUAUACCUAAUAUCAUGUCUGCACGUCCAUGUAAACACUCGUGUAAACGCCAUUCAGUCGUGUCCACGUGUUUGCCCAAGAUCCCAACCGUUAAUUCGUCAAAUAAAAGUAGCAGUGUUAUGACGGGCUUAAGCAUUGUGAUGUGACUAACGAAUAAUUAUAAGUUUACCUAAAUAUUUAUUUUAUUGAUAAUACUAUUAUUUGCUAGCCGACAAUUCGGUUUAAUUCGGUUUUUUUAUUUCGGAGCCAAAGAAUUUAUUUAUACAAUGUUUGUUAAAUGUAUAAUUAUUAAUAUUAUUAAUUGCCUUUUAUUUUAUAUAUAAAUUGUUGGAAAAUAAAUAUAUUAAUACAAUAUUA
This is a messenger RNA of Metopolophium dirhodum (rose-grain aphid), 4420 nucleotides long. It is a transcript of the gene PIG-C, whose product is annotated as phosphatidylinositol N-acetylglucosaminyltransferase subunit C. Gene Ontology annotation, cellular component: membrane; glycosylphosphatidylinositol-N-acetylglucosaminyltransferase (GPI-GnT) complex. The record is from RefSeq and is a predicted model, not a curated record. The transcript is spliced from 2 exons. Bases 390 to 1373 code for a protein of 327 amino acids. Gene Ontology annotation, biological process: GPI anchor biosynthetic process. Lineage: Eukaryota; Metazoa; Arthropoda; Insecta; Hemiptera; Aphididae.